Phycodurus eques (leafy seadragon) is the source of this 3488-nucleotide messenger RNA. It is a transcript of the gene rprd2b, whose product is annotated as regulation of nuclear pre-mRNA domain containing 2b. Gene Ontology annotation, cellular component: RNA polymerase II, holoenzyme. The transcript is spliced from 10 exons. Gene Ontology annotation, molecular function: RNA polymerase II complex binding. Bases 4 to 3477 code for a protein of 1157 amino acids. NCBI's taxonomy places the organism in Eukaryota, Metazoa, Chordata, Actinopteri, Syngnathiformes, Syngnathidae. The record is from RefSeq and is a predicted model, not a curated record. Gene Ontology annotation, biological process: mRNA 3'-end processing.
AAGAUGGCGGGCGGUUCUGGAGCUGUGACCGGCCACGGAGCCCGCAGCUCCAACGCUUCGUUGGCGGCCUCUCUGGACCGACGCUUUCAAGGAAUAUCCAACACCAUGGAGUCUAUCCAGAGCCUUUCCGGCUGGUGCAUUGAGAACAAGAAGCAGAGCAGCCUCGUCGUUCGCUACUGGAUGAAGUGGCUCAAGAAAUCUGACAACAAUCAUCGCUUGAAUCUCUUCUACCUUGCCAAUGACGUCAUACAGAACUGCAAAAGAAAGAAUGCUAUUGUGUUCCGGUCCGCCUUUGCUGAGGUUCUGCCGAAUGCUGCCCUUCUUAUCAAAGAUGCGAAGGUCCGUAGGUCGGUGGAAAGGAUCUUGUCAAUCUGGGAGGAACGCAGCGUGUAUCCUGAGGAGCUCCUCACUCAGUUGAAAGCCAAUCUGAACAAGAAGGAAAAGGAAAGAGAGAAGCAGAAGGAAAAAGAAAAAGUGAAAGAAAAAGGAAAAGAGACUCAACCUGUGGCUGCUCCAGCCAAGACAAAAGCUGCAACCAAGUCCAAGAUUGUUGAAGAGUUUGCACCCAACUCACUUAUAGAGCAGCUGUCAGGAUACAAGCAAGCAGUCACAGAAGAGGACUUCAGGGAGAAGCAGCUUGCAGCUCUCAGGCUGGACAUUUGCAGUGCUGAGGCUCACAAGAGGCUGAAAGACAAGGCGGGAGGGAACAAGUUUGCUAAAGACUUUGAGGAUGGCAGUCAGAAGCUGCAGGAGUUUGUCGGCUUUCUGGAGGAGGAGUUGAAGACGGGCCCCCCCCUGCUGGACGCUUUGGGAAACGCAGACAUCUUCUACGAGAUGCAGUACAAGGAGGUCAAGAUUGUGGCUAAUGCGUACAGUGCUUUUGCCAACCGCGUGGCCGUUCUCAAAAGGAAACUGGACUCCCUCAAGUCGACUCUACCAGGGCCUGAAGACUCACCCAUCCCCUCACCCUCUGAAGACGCCCCCUCCCCCACCGGCUCAGACUCCCCUUUGCUGGCGAUGGGUGCCGCCAGAGCACAGGUGGACCCGGAGCUGGAUGGCAAGGCCAUGGAUGAAGGGGACCUGCAGAGUGACAGCAGAGAGGACAUAAAUGUGUCUGACGAAGAGGAGCGUUCUUCUUCAACAGCUGGUGACAAGGCAGGUGAGAUAUCUCCUGGUGUUGUCAAGUUUGCAGACUCUAAGCUUCCAACCACACCUACCAAAGCUUCAAAGGCUCACACCGCUGUCAGCGUAACCCCAGCCACACCUACUUCUACCUCUCAAACUCCAUCCACCCCUCUGGGAGUCAACAUGGCCAAGGUGGACCUGGGAAAGAUCAGCUCCAUCCUCAGUUCACUCACGGCUGCUAUGAAGAACACAGGUAGCCCCUCAGCUCGGCCAGCUCCAGCAACAUCCACCACCCCAUCGGCCCAGUCUAUAACCUCCAAAGCAACCCCAGCAAGUCCUGCUCUUGCCAGUAUUUUGUCACGUGUUGACAUCACACCUGAAGGCAUACUGAAUGCUCUGUCUAAAAAAAACACACCAGCAUUGUCCUCUCUCCUGCACACUGUGACAAACUCUGCUCAAUCCACUCGAGCUUCCCCAGAAGCGUCAUCAUCAUCAUCAUCAUCAGCGAAGACCCCGAAAGCUAAAUCCACAGUGGCAAACAGUCUCAAGCGAGAAACACCCAACAGGAAUAUAGUCUGGGAGAAGGACCGUCAGCUCUCCCCCCCUCCCGCACCCCAUCCUCCCUGUGUUGCCUCCACUGUCUCUCCCCCAAGCCUCGAAUCAAAAAUCAACAGUUUCUUGCAGGGUAAUCCAGGUUUUAGCCUGGCCCUAGGUGAUGCCAGUCCAGAUGGUGUUGAUGGGACCCCAGUGCGAGAUGAGGCUGUCGGUACCCCCACCCAAGAUGAGAUCAUGGACACGCCUGGGAGUGUACCUGAGUCUUUAGGAUCCUCUGGUGGCAACAACCUUUCACCCACAGCGUAUCGCAGUGAGCCUUGGGACGCUGUGAUCACUCCGUCGGGAAAUAACAAUGAUGGUGACUUCACCUCUUCCCGGUAUGGAGGUGCGAAAAGGAACGAUGCAGCUAAGAGUGCAAGGAAGCAGCUGGUCUCCGCCUCCAGUAGUGAGCUCAUGAAGGCUAAGAAAGAUGCACAGCACAGUCAGGGUGUUAUGACAGGAGGAAAUGCCAGUACAAAGGGAGAGCAUCGCCUCUCCGCUGGCUCCCGAAAAGCAAGCACUGGCUCUGAAGAAGGAGGUCUGAGUGGGAAAAGAGAGGACAAGCUUAAAGGUCUACAGUCCCCAGGUAGGGACACUAAGGACAGCAGGGGGUACCAUCGCAUUGAGACCCUUGUUUCACCCUGUACUGAGGGUGCACCCAUUGAGACUGUGGGCUAUUCUAACCAGCCCCUUGCAGGAGAGCGAAUCAAGACGGUCGAGAGCAUCCGUGUGAUUGGCCGAGACUCUCGACGAGGAGGAGGGGCUGGUGCUCUGCCUGGGCCAAUGUGGUACGAAGAGGAAGAAUACAUGGAAGCUCAUUCUACCUCGCCCCAUCCCAUCCCCCCUCCUCUUAGCAUUGGCCAGGGAGGCAGUGGGGAAAUGACCCCCGCCAUGCCGCCCCCACACCAUCUCCUCUCUCACCCUCCUCCUCCUCCCCCUCCCCCACUCCCUCACCCGGUCCCUCCUCCUCCACCUCCUCAAAUACCUUUCCAAAUGCUUUACCAUGCAGAGAGUCUCCAGACUCCUCCCCCUUCUCAUCUCCUACACCCACCGCCUCCUUCACCCCAUUUCUUUGGCGCUCCCCCCACCAUCCCUCGACCUCCCCCGCCUCCCAUGUCACCCACGCUGUCUCCCUCUUUGCCCCCACCAGUCAUGGUAGGUGGACUUUUAGUCCCCGUCGACCAGAUGCAGGCUGGUCCUCCCCCAGGCAGGCAUGACAGUGCAGAGCGAGGAGGCCCCAGGGGUAACAGGUCCUCUCCCCGUCCACUCAUGUCAUUAUUAGGUGAUCCUCCCAAGCUGCCCCGUCCCGGCACAGUCAAAGAGCCUUUUCCUGCCCAUAAUACACCCCCGAUCCACCGCCCAGGUGCUCCUGGUGCGCCUCCACCCCUCCUGGGCCGAGUAAAGGAGUCCCCAAGUUUGCACCCUCCAAGCACGUCUCCUUCAACACCCAAUUCCCCUGCAGUGGACGGCACGCCAGCUCGUGCCCUCGCUCAAACCGCCGCGCCUCCUGGGCAGAAUCCCGUGGUGAGUCCUCCCAGUCAACCCCGCAGCCAACCUCCCAGCCCCGUCCCCCUCCUGGCGCUGCCUACUCAAAGACCCCCCUUGCUGUUUGGCAACCAGCGAGGCCACCACUCUCGACACUUUAACCAAGAUCACCAAGGCGGUGGGAGGUUCCGUGGCAACAAGCGUCCCGGCCCUCCUUUUGCAGGUGGCCCCUUCCACGGGCAGAAGAGACCCUUCCAACCGCCACGCUACUGAAGUGGUCAUCU